UAUCGUUUUCUGGUGCCGCCACAGCGGCCCCCAAUCAGCGAACAGAGGGCGUGUCUGAGAACAAUGACGAUAAAGUCGUACGCCAGUUUGAGUUGUUGUUGUAGGUCGGUAGUUGAUUUACAAUGUGCAAUUUUUCCCUGAUAAAUUAAAUUCGACGAACAAAACCUGCAGACGCGUGCAGACGCGCAAGGUGUUUGGUUUGUGUACAACCUGCGCGUGAUUCCCGGCGCAUGACAUACGUCACAACCAAACGUUAGCGAUUGGUUAUGGCAGAUCCAGAGUGGCACUGGGCAGAUCCAAUCAUUUUAAACUUCAACAGACUCCCGCCUUCAAGUGAGUUAAUGAAAUGAAAUGAAGUGAAGUACGAGUCUGGUAGAACCAGGCUAUCAUGAAGGCAUAUUUAACCUACAAAAUAUUAUGCAGUUGUUUCAGGGAUAAGACAUGUUUCCCGUUACAAGACUUUGAUAUAUAGGUGAACCUGAGACUCGAGUUACGGCACAAUUAUUUUGGGGUAAUUCGGAUUGGAAAAGCUAUUAUUAUUGAUAAAUGAUAGAUACAUUUAAUUGUAAGGUUGAGGGUGGCAGUAGAUGAGAUGCAGAUCUUCAUACACUUCCGCAGGUCAAUUUUAUGUUUUUUUAAGAAAAGGUUUUCUGACGUUGAUUAUCUGAUCUGAUUUUGGUGUCAAAUUUACGGCCCACAAUUUAGUGGUGUAGGCCUACACGGAAAAGCUGUUCCUAUUGUGGAAUUGACCAUAAAAAAGUAACCUGCAGCCUUCAAUGAAAAUAAUCAAAUUAAACAUAUGCAAAACGUUAAAUAGGAAGGGUGACAUAAGAUUGAUUUCUGGGGUUGUUCGACAACGUCAUGUUGAUCACCCAAAAUGUCUAGACGGCGUUAAUGUGGUAAAUGACUAUUCUAGCAGAAAACGGCAGAUUUUUAAUGGAAUAUCUAGAUAGGUGUACAGGGGUCCAUGUCCAGCCACCAUCACUCCUUUGAUCUAAUGGUACAUUGUUGAGCUAAUCCUGUUAAAAAGCUAAUUCAUUAUUGGCUCAGUAUCUCGUUGUACCAAUCCCCGAGUGCAACACAAAGGACCCAGUAACUGAUGCUGAAUGUGGAGCACUGAGUGAGACCAUUUCACCUGGUCCGAGUGAUAACCACCAGGAGCGCAUCAGCUGUCGUGGAAUGGGUGAGUACUUGGUUAGCAAUAAAGACAUACUGUAGGAUCAUAUAUUUCACUUUGAGGGCAUACACAUGCUUGUAGAUUAUUAUCUAUUUAAUGACAGCUACUGUUCUGUGCUGUGUGGCUCUUUCUUCAUUGUUCAGAUAUGUCAUCAGGGUCACAGUGUCUGGAGGUGGAACUCCCAGCCCACUCUAAAAUACGGGAUGCAUAUAGGUGACUUCAUAUUGUCCUCAAACAUCCUACUCUCUGGGAACAACUACGGGAAGGUGGAUCUGCUGUUCAAAUUCAUGAACUUGGGAAUGGUGCAUCGAACAACAUUCUUUAAAAUCCAGGACGCCUACUGCGUUGACGCCAUCGAGGACUACUGGGAUGACAAGAGGUCAGCCAUUAUUACCCGGCUGAAAUCAAAGGACAGUGUAGUGGCCCUUGGUGACGGCCGUAUGGAUAGUCCUGGGUUUUCAGCACAGUACUGUACAUGCACAACGAUGGACAACGACAGUGAAGAGAUAAUAUCGAUUGUCAAUAUUGAUAAGAGGGAGACCCAGAAUAAUUCUGUUAUCAUGGAGGAGGCCUUCAUCCGGACCUUUGAGACUCUCCACCAAGAGAUUGGCCUACAGGAGUUUUGCACUGAUGCUCAUUCACAGAUCUUGGCUCUCUUCAGGAAGUGCAAAGAUAUUUAUCCAACAAAAGGCAGGUUCAAGGACUCUGGUGUUGGACACACCCUUGACAUCUGGCAUGGGUCCAAAAAAAAAGGAGGAAAAAAAAUCAAUGCAGUAAGUUCCCUGACUUCGAUUCUGAUAUUGGUCCUUGACUCAUGGAUACAUGAGUCCGUGACUCCAAACCAUCGGAGCUGACUCCAAACCAUCGGAGCUCAUGGAUCAUAUGCUGAAUCUCCUGGGGAAUAAUAGGCCUUGUUUUUUAUUUCGGGCCUUAUUUAUGCAGCAGCUGCCAGUGCGUGUCAGGGCAGCUCUAGCCAACAGCGACACCACAGACUUUCGGGCUCUG
Molecule: messenger RNA, 2182 nt
Organism: Gadus chalcogrammus (walleye pollock)
Lineage: Eukaryota; Metazoa; Chordata; Actinopteri; Gadiformes; Gadidae
Exons: 3
Coding region: 1249-2031 (260 amino acids)
Source: RefSeq, a predicted model, not a curated record